UGUGGCAUGAGUAGAACAGCUGAUUAAGCUUCUUCCAUUCGACUCUAAUUUAGGAUAUGUGUAAAACGGAAUAACGGAAGGCUUUGUUUACGUUCAUUUUCUGUUUAGAAUGUGAAUAAGUGUUUAUAAAUGAAUUUUGUGCGUUUUUGUGUAAAUUUAAAUGGAAAAAAAAUGAAAACAAUAUGGGGAAGUGUGCGGUAUGCUAAACAAUUUUACGCGGGAAAUUAAGUUCCAAUUGUUGGGUCUAUUGCGGUUUUUAUUGCACCAUACAAAAAGUGAAGACGCUAAGGAGUCAACAUGUCAGGAAAUGGAUGCAGAGAAAAAACAAUUUCUGGAAUCUGCUUUAAACUGUAUGACUACGGAUGUAAUGAAGGAGUUUCAAAAUGCAAUUUUAAUUUUAGAUGAUCAUACAUCGGAAGAUACUGAUAAAAUUAAUGCUUUAACUACAAUCAGAGAGAGCAUUGACGACAUGGAUUUUGCAAAUAGUUUCGUGAAAGCUGGAGGCUCCGUGUACUUAAUUAAAUGUUUAACCAACACAGAUUAUAAAAUAAAAGGAUUGUCUGCAUAUAUUAUUGCGGAAAUGUCACAAAAUAAUGAAUUUUGCCAAAAGCACUUUGUUGAUUCGAAAACGAUCCCAAUCUUAAUAAAAUUCUUGAAUGGACCUGCAGAGAUCGCAAACAGUGGUUCACAUGCGAUAUCAUCUUUAAUACAAAAUUUUGAACCAGGUCUAACGGAGUUCUUAAACUUAGAUGGAAUAAACACUCUGUUAUCCUGUUUAGAUAAAAAUGAUUCGAAAUUAUUUCUAAAAGUUUGUUCUUUAAUUGGAAAAUUAGGAGAGCAUGAAGACUUGCGAGAUGAACUCGUCGAAAAGCAAGCGAUUAUGAAAUUGGUGCAAUGUUUACCUAUGCGAUUUGUUAAAUAUGAUACUAAUCUGGAAACAGCUUUUUAUGCACUCUCUGAGCUUUCAAAGAGUAGUAAGUGGAUUGUUGACAAAGUUCAAGCAGAAAAAUUGGAAAACUUGGCUAGCGGCAUUGUCAAAAACAACACAAUUGAACCAGAAUACGAGGAAAUCUAUGGAUACGCGUGUUUAAUUCUUCAGAGACUGGAAACCGGACUCGUAACUCAGAAAUAACCAUAGAUAAAAAGGAUAAAUGUGAAUUAAACUACUUAAAAAAAGGUUAUGAAUAAAAUGCAACUAAUAUUUAUUAUACGGUU
Anastrepha ludens (Mexican fruit fly) is the source of this 1215-nucleotide messenger RNA. RefSeq lists its product as uncharacterized. The transcript has 5 exons. Lineage: Eukaryota; Metazoa; Arthropoda; Insecta; Diptera; Tephritidae. The coding region runs from base 200 to 1132 and encodes 310 amino acids. The record is from RefSeq and is a predicted model, not a curated record.